Molecule: messenger RNA, 975 nt
Organism: Adineta ricciae
Lineage: Eukaryota; Metazoa; Rotifera; Eurotatoria; Adinetida; Adinetidae
Source: the annotation of a GenBank genome assembly
AUGGCAGAUUCUUCAGAUCCAAACAGAGACAAUCUCAUCAUGGAAGAAUUUCAGACUAAACAUUACUUUCGUCAUAGUUGGUGGCGUAUAUUGCUGAUUGUAACGGCAUUUUUGAGUUUUAUUCUUACUUGUAUCUUCAAUGGGUUAGCCAGUCGUGGUCCGAAUGGAGUGUUCACACGGCAAACUGGAAGAGUGAGUGAUGAAAAUCCAACAGAAUUUACACCUGCUGGUUGGACAUUUAGUAUUUGGGGUAUAAUUUAUUUCUGGCAAGCAGCAUGGUUAAUCUAUGCUAUAAGUCGAAUUCCAAGAAAAUCAAAUAUUAAUUAUCUGUAUAUUCAUCCAAAUACACUGCAUUUCACUGUUUUCAUCAUUUAUAUAAUUAAUAUGACUUUGAAUAUUAUAUGGCUUGUCGUAUGGGAUCGAGGAUAUUUUGGAUGGUCAUUCUUUAUUCUUCUUUCGAUGUUUAUCACUAUCAUUGUACCAAUGGCUAUUACUCAUAUUCUUCUGGAAAGAAAUCGACAAACUUACGUCAAUUCUAAUCGAACGUUAGAUAUUUGGUUUGUGCGUAUAUUUGUUCAUAAUGGUUUGGCUAUCUAUGGAACAUGGCUUUAUCUAGCAACACUAUUGAAUUUGACGGUAUGGAUUUCGCAAAUCUAUAACAAGAACGCAUCAUCAGUUACAGAUGCGUCAACAGCUGCUCUUAGUCUCGUGCUAAUUGCAAUUUUCGUCUAUUAUAUUUGUGAAAAUAUCAUCUUCUAUUCGUCAAUGGCAUAUACAUUCCUUCCGUGGUUUGUUCUCAUAUUCGCUCUGACAGGGAUAAUCUCAAAAAAUGCUCAACGAUCCGAUGUUUCUCAUCGGAACAAAACAUUCGCAAUCGCUCUUCUCAUUAUUUGCUGCAUUUUAUUCUUUGUGCGUUCGAUCCUAUUCAUCGUACGUUAUGUGAAAAAACAAAUUCCAACUGUUCAGGAUCCCUAA